UAUUGGCGCUACAUUCGGAUUACUUAUCUCCUUCCUUUUAACUUCAUCAACUAACUUCUCUCUGGCCACAGAGACCAGGCGGGCAGCAACAACGAACAAGAGCGAGAGAGAAUGCGAAGCAUCACGCUCUCCGAGAGCGUCCUCAAGUCGCACUCGCUGCCUCCAUCUCCAAAACAUCCGAAACUCGCGCCCUGUCACCUCCUCUCCCUCAGUUGUCGCUUCAAGAACCGAGCUUUCAACCGCCCUGCUUGGGACCCAGUACCCAUUUUCUGCAGACCACGGGGUACAUCAGUGAUGAGAAUAGCAGUGCAUCAGAAGAGUCAUUGCAUAACAUGGACAAUUCUGGUGUUGCGCCUAUAUUUUCGGGGAUGAGUAACUUGAACAGACAAGAUAAUACAGCUGGAGAGAUUCUGUUGAGUAGUGCAUCAUUUGGUAAUUUGGGAAAGUUUGUGUUUCUCUUCGGAUUGCUCACGCUUCAAGGCUCUCAACCAGCAAUUGCCGGAGACAUUGCCAGUGGUUUGCAGUCGCUUCCUUACUUUCAGGACCUUGGUGAUAUUAGCACAGGUUUUGCCUCAGCAUUCUUGCUCAUCUUUUUCUCAGAGCUGGGAGAUAAAACCUUCUUUAUUGCGGCUCUUUUAGCAGCUAGGAACUCUGCAGGCAUUGUCUUCACUGGGACAUUCGGUGCACUUGCGAUAAUGACUGUUAUAUCUGUUGUUCUUGGAAGAACCUUUCACUAUGUUGAUGAAAUCCUUCCAUUCAGGUUUGGUGAGAAUGAUUUGCCUGUUGAUGACAUUGCUGCAGUUUGUCUCUUGGUCUAUUUUGGCAUCUCCACACUUGUUGAUGCCUCCUCCGAUGAUGGUCUUAAGGCAGACGAUGAGCAGAAAGAGGCUGAAUUAGCAGUUUCGAAAUUUUCAGGAAAUGGUGCUGGGAUAGUAGCAGCUGCUAGUACCGUUGUUAGUACUUUUGUUUUAGUCUUUGUUGCUGAAUGGGGCGAUAAGUCGUUUUUCUCCACAAUAGCCCUUGCUGCAGCUUCUUCGCCUCUUGGAGUCAUUGGGGGAGCUUUGGCUGGACACGGUGUGGCAACUUUGAUUGCCGUGCUCGGAGGUUCAUCUGGAACAUUCUUGUCUGAGAAGGCCAUCGCCUACAUCGGAGGUACUCUUUUCCUGGUCUUCGCUGCCGUGACAUUGUUCGAGAUCGUGACUUAGAGAGAUUUCCACGUGUUCUGCACAAGCAAAUCGGCGAGCAGUCAUCGGCUCGAGAAUUCGUCACGAAACAUCCAUGCCUUGCAAUUAGUAGGGCAAAUUGCUUAGUGAAAGGAUCAACCGCCAUUUCUUUGUUAGACACCACUUUCUGUUGGGACAAGGAUUUUCAUCAUUCUUUUGUUAGU
Messenger RNA from Eucalyptus grandis, 1387 nucleotides. RefSeq names its product protein PAM71, chloroplastic-like. Gene Ontology annotation, cellular component: chloroplast thylakoid membrane; Golgi apparatus. Gene Ontology annotation, biological process: manganese ion transmembrane transport; Golgi calcium ion transport; calcium ion transmembrane transport. The record is from RefSeq and is a predicted model, not a curated record. Gene Ontology annotation, molecular function: manganese ion transmembrane transporter activity; calcium ion transmembrane transporter activity. NCBI's taxonomy places the organism in Eukaryota, Viridiplantae, Streptophyta, Magnoliopsida, Myrtales, Myrtaceae.